CUUUCGAGGAGUUGUGUUUAUCAGUACGUGCUGCAGAACGGUUGUUGUAUGAGUCAAAAAAUAGAAAAGCCAGUGCUAUCAGGUCAACGCAUAAAGACCCGAAAAAGAGUGUUACUGGGUCUGGAGAAGGCCGACAACGACUUAGACGCAGUAUCGAAGUACCUCGACACCGCAGGCUCUAAACUGGACUACCGCCGGUAUGGCGAGGCUCUGUUCGACAUCUUGAUCGCCGGCGGGCUCCUCGUACCCGGGGGAUCCGUCGCCCAGGAUGGAGACAAGCUCUGCAAGACAAAGGCCUGCGUGUUCGAGCAGCCGAUGGACAUGGAGUCGCUCAAGAACUUCGAGCAGGUGUUUAUAAAGCUGAUGCGCCGGUACAAGUACCUGGAGAAGAUGUUCGAGGAGGAGAUGAAGAAGGUACUCGUUUUUAUAAAAGGGUUCACGACCCAUGAGCGCAUCAAGCUCGCCAGGAUGACGGCCCUCUGGAUCUCGAACGGCGCCGUGCCCCCUACGGUUCUCGGCGUGCUUAUCAACGAACAUCUCGUCAAGGACAACCUGGCUCUCGACUUUCUUCUUGAGGUCUUCGUCACCUGGAAGAACGAAAAGGGCCUGCCGAGUCUUAUGACCGCUCUGAAGCGUGGUGGCAUCGAGGGACGGCUCAUGGAGUUCGUACCCCCGAACAAGCGCACCGAGGAGUACUUCCGCUCCGUCUUCGAGUCUGUUGGGCUGACUGACAUCGUUAAGCUCCACAAAAACCAGGCCAGUCAGGAGGCCAAGCGCGAUCUCCAGCAGCUCCUUGUUGAGGACCUCGCUGACAAUCGCGCCAUUAAGGACAUUGUGCUUGAUGUCAAGGAAAUGGCUUUGAAGUGUGCUAUUCCUGAGCAUGAAGUCAUUGGAUUGGUAUGA
Messenger RNA from Cotesia congregata, 903 nucleotides. The record is from the annotation of a GenBank genome assembly. Lineage: Eukaryota; Metazoa; Arthropoda; Insecta; Hymenoptera; Braconidae.